This is a messenger RNA of Cimex lectularius (bed bug), 2238 nucleotides long. RefSeq lists its product as uncharacterized. Gene Ontology annotation, molecular function: peptidase activity. Lineage: Eukaryota; Metazoa; Arthropoda; Insecta; Hemiptera; Cimicidae. Gene Ontology annotation, biological process: protein modification by small protein removal. The coding region runs from base 563 to 2131 and encodes 522 amino acids. The record is from RefSeq and is a predicted model, not a curated record. The transcript is spliced from 11 exons.
GAACAUCACAAUCUAGAACGUUCCAGAUCUUUCUUUAUUACCUACUGGAUACAGUUAUAAACUACACAGUUGUAAACUUCGUUUCUUUCAUUUUUGUCCUGUUUUUAAAGAUUUAUACUAAAAAUAAUACAAUAUUUUUGAUCUAUUCUAAUUCAUAUGUCAGGUAGGAGGUUCACUUCUGAACGGUUAUUUUUUGAUAAUAGAUACACGGCAAUAACCUUCGAAUUAAUAAAAAAACUAUUUAAAUCCUUUUUCACUUUGACAGGGCUUGUUUGUCAUUUUUCCCUCGAAUGAUUAAAGAAUUGUCUUUGGACAGAUAGAAAAUACGAUACACUGACAAUUUUUCUUCAAGAGUACUUCUAGUCUAAAAAGCCAUUCGGCCUAGGUGUUUUCGUGCGAAGGAAAAUAUUUCUAUUUAUAUACAACUAUUUAACAAGAAGAUCGUAUUUGUGGGUAGUAGAGGGAGAAAAGGUGACAGAACAGACCUCGGCUUCUCCUUCGAGACGUGCGCCGUUCUUCAUACGAAGCUGUAGUUAUUAAAUGUUGCAUACCUCUGUUGGACAUGGACGAGGGGGAAGACGUCUACUUGCACAUCUAUGACCUAUCAAGAGGAAAGGCAGCCGCACUGUCCCUACAAUAUCUAGAUAAAGUAAUUGAAGGAAUAUGGCACACAGGGGUUGUUGUUUUUGGACGUGAAUACUCAUUUGGGAGUGGCGGCAUUGCAAUGGCCCUGCCGGCAUCCCUUGACAUUCCCGUGCAACAGUUGAAACUUGGAACAACUUAUUUACCAAAAGACGUUGUCGACAGCUACAUACAAGAAUUGGGCCAGACUGAAUUCAAAGGGUCAGACUAUGAUCUGUUGAAGCAUAAUUGCAAUAACUUUUCUGACACCCUCGCCCAGUUCUUGGUGGGAACAGGAAUCCCCGAGUAUAUUUUAAACCUACCUAACGAAAUAUUGAACUCGCCCCUGUUACCAAUUUUAGGAAAUCUUGCAUUCGAAUUAAUCAAGAGUUCACCGAUAAUUCUACAAGAUAGUCGAAGGGAGCUUUCCCCUGAUUUUCAACAGUUGAAUUCAGAAAUCGAAGAGAGCAGGCGUCGUUCAUUGGUUCUGACGGACAAGCGGAAUGCGCUAAAAGAGAAAUUAGCAAAAAGAGAAAGGAAGAAGAACAAAAAGAGGAGGAAAGAGGAAAGAAGUGAAAGAUAUAACGGUAGGAUGUCUGAACCAGUUGAAGUUGCCCAACAGCAGGAAGUUGAUCCUUCCGUGCGGAUUGCCGAAAACCUUGCCGAAGAGGAAAGACUAGAAAGAGAGGAAAGAAAGAAAAACCGAGAGCCUCCAAUCGUUUAUAAAGACGCUGUUGAUGUUCAUAUCGAGUUUGAUGCUUUGGUGGGGCUAAUUGAUGGAAAGUUAAACGAGGAAGAACAACAGUCGCUUGAAGAACUACAUCAAUAUAUGCUUCAAGAUGAAGGCUCGUGGGCUCUUGGUGAUUCUUUCUUAGUAUUCAUAGGGAGAUUGCUCACAGACCCUUCUCUUGGCGAUGAAGCAAGUAUGAGAUGUUUGAAUGUUUUGUCUGCAGCUGCUUUAAAAGAUGACGUUAUUCUUAUGCUGCAUCAAGAUAGACGGCAACAUAUUCUCAUGAACUAUGCUCAUGAUGUCGAUCGUCUUCCUCUUCCACAACAGCGAAGCCUUACAUUAUUUAUUUGUAACUUAUUUGAGAAUAGUGGAAGUUCUGAGUGGCUGUUGUAUAUAUCAGAAUGGUCUUAUAAUAAUAUGCAGAUAUCUAAUAUUCGAGUGACGACCAAAGUAGCCGUUAAUGCUCUUUUGUCUGAAGAUGAAGAGAUGCGAGACCGCGGAACGGCCAUAAUAUACAACCUGGCUACGAAGGAGGUAAAAACUGUGGUUUUUGAUGAUGUCGCUGUGGAGCUGACGAUGGCCAUCCUUCAGUUCCUCAAUGGGUCACCGCCUGAACCGCAACUUUUCCGGUGUCUCAAGGCAAUGGCGAGAUUCUGUCAGAUCUCCGCUCAGGACGUACCCCAGCUGAUUCAGAUGAUAGGUCCUCAACCUUCAAAAUUCAAGGGCCAAUCGGAAAGAAAUGAUGCCCUCAUCGACGAGAUAACAAAAAAGCUCAGAUAAUGAAUUUCAAAGUGACUUUUUUACCCUUUGUUCUACAAUAAUCUCUGUCGGAGAAAACAAGUGAAAAAAAUUGUACUAAAGCUAUUAACAACUAUUUUAAAAUUCAA